This is a messenger RNA of Sebastes umbrosus (honeycomb rockfish), 3499 nucleotides long. RefSeq names its product kelch-like family member 31 (gene klhl31). Lineage: Eukaryota; Metazoa; Chordata; Actinopteri; Perciformes; Sebastidae. Gene Ontology annotation, molecular function: protein binding. The coding region runs from base 149 to 2056 and encodes 635 amino acids. The transcript is spliced from 3 exons. The record is from RefSeq and is a predicted model, not a curated record. Gene Ontology annotation, cellular component: nucleus; cytoplasm. Gene Ontology annotation, biological process: negative regulation of protein phosphorylation.
UGGAGGAGGAGUUAACGGUAUGUCUCUUUCAGCCGGGGUGACUGCAGCUCUCUCUCUCUUGCUCCAGUAACUGGAGGCACAAGUUCCUUCUUCACCAGCUUCAACUUCAUUUCUCAGAAGGUCUGGGCUGUGUACUGCUGCUAGAGCCAUGGCACCUAAAAAGAACAAGGCGACCAAAAAGAGCAAAGGAGACAUAAAUGAAAUGACCAUAAUGGUGGAGGACAGCCCGAUCAACAAGAUCAACGGGCUGAACACCCUGCUGGAAGGAGGAAACGGCUUCAACUGUAUUUCAACUGAAGUCACUGAUUCUGUGUACGCCCCGAACCUGCUGGAGGGUUUGAGCACCAUGAGGCAGGACAGCUUCCUCUGCGAUCUAACCGUCGCCACCAAGACAAAGUCGUUUGAUGUCCACAAGGUCGUCAUGGCCUCCUGCAGCGAGUACAUCCGAAACAUCUUGAAGAAGGACUCGUCUCUCCAGAAGAUCGACCUGAACGACCUCUCGCCGGUCGGCCUCGCCACGGCGAUCACGUACGCAUACUCUGGGAAGCUGACCCUGUCGCUGUACAGCAUCGGCAGCACCAUCGCCGCGGCCAUGCUGCUGCAGAUCGGCACCUUGGUGAAGAUGUGCAGCGACUUCCUCAUGCAGGAGCUCAGCGUGGAGAACUGCAUGUACGUGGCCAACAUCGCCGAUGCCUACGACCUCAAAGAAACCAAGGAGGCAGCUCAGAAGUUCAUGCGGGAGAACUUCAUCGAGUUUUCUGAGAUGGAGCAGUUCCUGAAGCUCACCUACGAGCAGAUAAGUGAUUUCCUCUCGGACGACUCUCUGCAGCUUCCCUCCGAGAUCACGGCCUUCCAGAUCGCCAUGAAGUGGUUGGACUUUGACGAGAAGAGGUUGAAGUAUGCGGCGGAUCUCCUCACUCUCAUCCGCUUCGGCACCAUCUCCGCCCAAGACCUGGUGAAUCAUGUCCAGAUGGCGCCCAGAAUGAUGCAAGACCCCGAGUGCCACCGUCUCCUUGUCGACGCCAUGAAUUACCAUCUGCUGCCAUACCAACAGAACAUCCUCCAGUCACGCAGAACAAAGGUGCGCGGCGGCCUCAAGGUGAUAUUCACAGUUGGCGGACGCCCCGCCUUGACGGAGAAAUCCCUCAGCAAAGAAGUUCUCUACAGAGAUGCAGAUAACGUGUGGAAUAAGUUGACAGAAAUGCCAGCAAAGAGUUUCAAUCAGUGUGUGGCGGUGUUGGACGGCUUCCUCUACGUGGCAGGUGGCGAGGACCAGAAUGAUGCAAGGAACCAGGCUAAGCACGCUGUCAGCAACUUCUGCAGAUACGACCCCCGCUUCAACAAUUGGAUUCACUUGAGCAACAUGAUCCAGAAGCGCACGCACUUCAGCCUCAACAUCUUCAACGGCCUCCUGUUUGCCAUCGGAGGGCGAAACGGCGACGGCGUUCAGGCCUCCGUGGAGUGCUACGUGCCGUCCUCCAACCAGUGGCAGAUGAAAGCUCCCAUGGAGGUGCCCCGCUGCUGUCACGCCAGCUCCCUCAUCGACGGCAAGAUCCUUGUAUCCGGAGGUUACAUCAACAACGCCUACUCCAGGGCCGUGUGCUCGUACGACCCCUCCACCGACACCUGGCAGGAUAAGAACAGUCUGAGCACACCUCGAGGCUGGCACUGCGCCGCCAGCGUGGGAGACCGGGCCUACGUCAUCGGCGGCAGCCAGCUGGGAGGUCGUGGGGAGAGGGUGGACGUCCUCGCCGUCGAGUCUUACAACGCUCACAGCGGGCAGUGGAGCUACUGCACACCCCUUCACACAGGAGUGAGCACGGCGGGUAUAUCCAUUUUGAACAACAAGAUCUAUCUGCUCGGAGGCUGGAACGAGGGAGAGAAGAAGUACAAGAAAUGCAUUCAAGUUUUCAACCCUGACCUCAAUGAAUGGACUGAGGACGAUGAACUGCCGGAAGCCACAGUCGGCAUUUCAUGCUGCGUCGUCACCAUACCCACACGGAAAACACGAGAGUCCAGAGCCAGUUCAGUAUCUUCUGCACCAGUCAGUAUAUAACAGUUCAGAUGAUAGUUAUGUAGUUUACAUGUCUAGGUCUCCAGCUUUUCUGUUGCAUAAAUCUUGGUUCUAAACUCUACCAACAGUCCUUUCUUUGGGCCUAAGAUGAUGUUUAAAUGGUCUUCAGAUGAGAAAAAAUUAAUAACAAUGCAAGGAUUACAAAUUUGGGAACAUAUAUAUAUAUACUGCAUAUAUAUUCGAGUUUAAUAAUUAGUAUAAUUGGCAUCAUUAAGGUCAGAUAAUAUUUAUAAUAGAGACAAACUGGACAUAGCAAUAACCAAUUUUAUAAUUUGUAGACAGAAAUGUAUCUUUGGGGCCAAUUCAGUUGGGAUAGUUUCAUUAGCAAUUUUUCUGUAGCAAAUAUAAUGUUAUUUAAAACUCGAAUGAAAGGGAUAAAAAUGCAAAAACACUGCUGUUGUUGAGAUUAAUCUGCAACAUGACAUUUAACCAGUGCCAUAAAAUGAAUAACAUUGUGUUGUUUGCUUGCAACACAGUCAUUAAUGUUGAAGGAUUUAGUGACCGUCCUGUUUAUGGCAACUAUAGCUACUGUGAUUCUCAGAUACUUGAACAGAAUAAUGAGCUGGAGCUGUUGGGUAGGUGUUGGCAUCACCUACCAGUAGGAGGUGCUUGUGAUGAGUGUUGAAACACACCACACAGACAGGACGCAGUUUCUCUACAUGUGUCUCGUGCACAGUGGUCUUGUGUAUGUUGUGUGAUCGUCAUAAACACUAUCAGUGCGAAGUAAUGGAAAAAUGUUGGAGUGAUGAAGGUUGGAUGGGUUUAGAUGUGACAGCAAUAAACUAUUUUGUAAAAAAGAAAAAGAAAAGUAGAAGUUGGGCGUUGCCAGCCUGAGCUUUCCUGGAAGUGAUGAAUUCCCCGUUUGCUCAUGUCGUUUCCUUUUUUUUUUUUUUUUUUUUAAAUUAAAGAGACAAAGUGUAAGUUACUCUGAGCCAUGGUCAUAAAGUCAUUUCCAUGCAAGUGUAUUUUACUUUAAGGCAAUUUUGUGGGUCUUUUUAAGUGGUGCACUUGUGUGACACACUUAUUCAAAGAAAUCAGGUACAGGUUUGUAUUUGAGCACCAUAAAUAAAAAAGAAUCUAUACUUACACAAGACUAUUUUGCUCUUCCUCAAUUUCAAUUCAUAUCUAUUUGCCCUUUUUAGUGGUUUAUUUGACACUUUUGGGAAAUUAUUCUGAAUAAAUUCUGAAAUCUUCAAACACCCUUAAGUACACUGGCAUCGAGUGAGUAAUCCUACACUUGUAGCUUUUAAUUCUGCCCAUACUUUGUUGUCUAACAGCUGUAAAACCGAAAGUAAUUGCACUCCUGCUCAUUACACCGCAAACAUACUUUACACUGUGAGAGCGAGGAAACGGCUCCAGGCAUAUCACAUGAGCCAAAUGAGUAAAAGUGCUAUUUACAUUAUACACAAUACAUUUUUGGCGUAC